UUCAAAUAACCAAAAACAAAAUGCCGGCACUGCUUUCAAGUUCAUGUGGUUUUUAAAAACACGUGUUUAGAAGUUAUUACAAAUUAAUUUACCAUUAUUAUAAAUUACUUAAAUAUAGUAGUAUCGUGUUUUAUGUUAGCUUUCAGAAUUGUAAUACGUAUUACGUAUUGUAUUAUAAUACAAUAAAUAAAUUGCGCAUAAUUUGUACCAGCAUUCAGCACGCGUGUAAUUUAAAUAAUUCAAUAAUGACUGAAGAAAAGGAAGUGCUUACUGAAAGUAAAGAACAAGAAAACAAUGAGAAAGAAAACGAUACCGAGGAACUGACUGACGUAGAAAGUGGAAUUAUACGCCAAGUGGAGUAUUAUUUUGGUGACCUCAACUUGCCAAGGGACAAAUUCCUGCGCGAACAGGUGAAGUUAGACGAUGGAUGGAUCCCCCUGGAUAUACUCAUCAAGUUCAACCGCCUUGCCAAACUGUCCACUGAUAUAGAAGUUAUUGCCAAUGCAAUUAAUAAAUCUACGACUGGGCUGCUUGAGAUCUCAGAUGACAACAAGAAAGUGAGAAGAAACCCUGAAAUGGCGAUACCAGAAAUGAACGAGGAAAGACGCAAAGAACUCACAUCUCGUACCAUAUAUGCCAAAGGUUUCCCUAAACACCAUAGCCUUGAUGAAAUACUGAAGUUCUUCAAACAAUUUGAGGAAGUGGAGAAUAUUAUCAUGAGGAGAUACCUAGACAGACAAACCAAGAAGAAACUCUUUAAGGGCUCAGUUUUUGCCACUUUUAAGACAAAAGAACAGGCAGAAAAGUUUUUGAACACAAAAGAUUUGAAAUAUGAGGAACAGGAUCUACUGGUGCUGUGGCAAGAUGCAUAUGUGGUGCAAAAGCAAGAGGAAUAUGCCGCUAGGAAAGACAACAAGGAUAAGAAAAAAAAAAACCAGGACAAAGAGCAAACUGAAAAGAAGGAGGAGUUCAAGUUGCCGAAGGGGACGGUGAUGCACUUCAGUCAGGGCCACGACAAGAUGACGCGGGAAGAUAUUAAGGAAGCCCUCAAACCUUUUGAAGGCACAGUCGCAUACGUCGAUUUCAAAGUCGGCGAUUCGGAAGGCUGGGUGCGCAUGGCACAGGAAAACUUUGCUAAGGAGAUAAUGGAAAAAAUUCCAGAUGGAAAAAUCAAAAUUGGGGAGUCAGAAGUAGUUUUCCGACUCCUGGAAGGCGAAGAGGAAACUGCAUACCUAGAUAAGUCUAUCGAGGAAAUGUCGAAAAGGCGCAAAAAUACUAAACAGUUUAAGCACAAUAAUAAGGGUAAGAACUUCAAAGGAAAACAGAAUAGGAAGCGGAAGCAAGAUCAGUCUGAUGAUGCGCCGCCAGCCAAAGUGAAGGCUGACAGUUAGUGACGGUGUAGUUUUCAAAAGGUUAUUGACUCCUGACACAAGUAAAAUAAUAUUACACAGGUAAUAAAAAAAUAUACAAUAGACAAAGAUAGCUUGGCUUCUUAAAUAAACUGUAACGUUAAAUGGAUGCCACUUUAUGUUUAUGUGAGCGAAAAAAUAGCUCACAACGCGUUGGGGUCACAGUAAAACAUCCACAUGGCGAAAUUCAUGUUUUGGCUCUAAUGGAAACGCGCACGAAAUGUUGUGGCAAUGAAGAAAAGCCAUGACGCGUAUGGAAUAUUAUAUGAUUACUACGCACACUACUUUGGCGACUAACGGCUUUAAUAAAUACGCCACUGGCUUGGCACCGCCUUCAAUGUGAUCAGAAGUUAAUUUUCACUAUUUGAUCAGCCACAACAUGAAUUUCGCUACUUGGUCUUUUUGUGAUUGCCACAACACGUGCGCGUUUUCAUUAGAGCCAUAACACGAAUUUCGCCAUGUGGAUGUUUUACUGUGAUCACAACGCGUUGUGAGCUAUUUUUCCGCUUACUGAGCGUAACAUAUAUAUGUAUAGUGUGACUUAUAUGAGUAGAAAAUAAAUGAGAGUGCUGUAGUCAAAUUAUUACUGUCAUUCAUAUGGUAACCCUGUGUUCUGUCAUGCACUUGAGAUUGCAACUUACUUGAUAAUAGUUCAUAUUUCACUUGAAUUGAUUGUUCUAUACAUGUGUACUUAUUUUAAAGAGGAUGAUAUUUUAAUUUUUUUAUUUAAAUUAUUUGCUUGUGUCUAACAUAAAUAAAUUAUUUUUUAUUAAAUAAUAAAAAUGAAUAUUUAUAUUAUUUAAUAAAAAUACUUACUAUCUAGCUUUGAAGUAAGCAUCACUUGUUGUGGGUAUUAAGAUUUUAAGAUUUACAUAUUUUAUUAAAUUGAAAAAAAUUCAAGUCAAUGUCAUCAUCUAAUAAAUGAUGUUUAUUGUAAUUUGUCUGAUAAUUAUCCAAAUUUCCACUAUGAUUUUAAAUUCAAAAUUCAAUUUCAAGUAGGCUCAGUUUACAAGCACUUUUGACACGUCAGUUGACUAUUUGUAAAGAUUCUACCACCUUUAAUAAUCUCUGACUAACUAAGUUAUCCUAAUAACUAUACAAAUCAUGCCCACAUGGAAUGGUGUUAAUUAAUAAUCUGAAUAAAAUCCGAAGAAACUCAAUAAUUAUUGGUUGCUCUAUAAUUAUGAGAUCUUUGUGAUAAUGACAAUAACUGUGGUGUUGCCAUACAGUGAGUUUGUUAGUUCCAUUUUUAUGAACUUCUAUUCUUUUAUGUCGCAUUAAAUAUGUGUGUAUUUAAAUGAUCCCUGAAAACAAUUUUUCGUUGCUGUAUGUUUAUAAUGAAAGGAAAAAUUAUCUUGACAUUUUUGUUACAAGAAACAUGUUGUUACGUCAAGCCUAUAGAUACCAUGGAUAAAAGGUCAAGAAUACCCGCUAUAAUGAAUGAGGCAGAAAGCUAGAGGUUUUAUGACAGACUCUACCUCAUUUUAAAUAGUACCUAUUUAUUAGAAUUAUAGAUAUAAGAACAUACAAUUCUAGAUGGAAAAUGUGUCAGGGGCCUUAAAUAUCUUAUGUAUUCUGUACUGUAUAAUUAGUGUUCAAAACUAAUUUGGACUUAGUCCUAAAACAAGUUAUAAUAAUAUAAGCCAACUUCUAAUUUUUAUCAAAAUUAAUACAUUUUUUGUAUUGUAGAAGUUUGAACUAUUUUGUAUGAAAACUGGCAUAAUCGGCCCACCGCCAUUUUGUUCGGUCUUUUAAUUUUAAGGGAAAAUGGUAGGAAACGAUUCCCUCACGGACGAAGUCGCGUGCGUCAGCUAGUAUUAUAUGUCAUUAGAUAUCUCGGGAAGGUGACAUUUUGGAGUACCAUUUACCUUGCAAUUUUUAUUUCAUCUAUGUGUCCUCUACCUACACACACACACACAUACGACUUUGAUUGUGCACAGCGAUUUGGAAAAAAAAUCAAAAUGGCGGCGGGUCGUUUAUGCCAAAAAGGUUAAAUGUCAUAUAAUAAUAUGUUAAAUAAUAACUUAAUAAAACUUGGUAGAAAUUGUAUGCUUGUUAAAUCCGCUAGAGACAUUGUUGUUUCAGGUAUAAUCUUAAGAUACAGAAUUAAAGGUUUUAUUUUACAA
Bicyclus anynana (squinting bush brown) is the source of this 3535-nucleotide messenger RNA. RefSeq names its product la protein homolog (gene La). The transcript is spliced from 6 exons. The record is from RefSeq and is a predicted model, not a curated record. Gene Ontology annotation, molecular function: RNA binding. Gene Ontology annotation, cellular component: cytoplasmic stress granule; ribonucleoprotein complex; cytosol. The coding region runs from base 246 to 1391 and encodes 381 amino acids. Gene Ontology annotation, biological process: RNA processing; positive regulation of translation. NCBI's taxonomy places the organism in Eukaryota, Metazoa, Arthropoda, Insecta, Lepidoptera, Nymphalidae.